Schistocerca serialis cubense is the source of this 540-nucleotide messenger RNA. RefSeq names its product odorant receptor Or2-like. The record is from RefSeq and is a predicted model, not a curated record. Bases 28 to 423 code for a protein of 131 amino acids. The transcript is spliced from 4 exons. Gene Ontology annotation, cellular component: plasma membrane. Gene Ontology annotation, biological process: detection of chemical stimulus involved in sensory perception of smell; sensory perception of smell. Gene Ontology annotation, molecular function: olfactory receptor activity; odorant binding. NCBI's taxonomy places the organism in Eukaryota, Metazoa, Arthropoda, Insecta, Orthoptera, Acrididae.
GACUUGCUGGAGAGGUCCCUAAAAGGCAUGUUACUGGCACAGAGCCUCUCCAUCGGCGCCGCUGCCUGCUUCCAGAUGUUCGAGGUCGCCAUGAGUGCGGACGGAUUGCAGCAGAUUGGAAAAUUCGGCUUGUACUUAACUGGCAUGCUUGCGGAGCUUUUCAUUUACUGCUGGUUCGGGGAUGACCUUAUUACAGAAAGCGAGAACCUGGCCGUGGCGGCGUACGACGCGGUGACGUCACUGCAGGGAUGCCCCCUCUCCAUCAAGAAGUCGCUGCUUCUGCUGAUGCAUCGCGCGCAGAGACCUCUGCGGAUCACCGCUGGAGGUUUCUUCCCCUUCUCCAGGGAGUCAUUCGUGGCGGUUGUCAAUGUGUCUUAUUCAUUCUUCGCCAUUCUUCGAAAUUUCAAGGAUGACCAAGAGUAGCGAAAAUUUGUCUUAAUGCUUUGUUGUGUUACAAAACUAUGACAUGAAUAACACCAAUUAAUAUUAUGUAGUGAAGACUUGUACCCUUUCUUUUCAAAUAAUAAGUAAUGUCCGAAU